Messenger RNA from Prunus dulcis (almond), 2019 nucleotides. RefSeq lists its product as uncharacterized. The record is from RefSeq and is a predicted model, not a curated record. The transcript is spliced from 4 exons. The coding region runs from base 644 to 2005 and encodes 453 amino acids. Lineage: Eukaryota; Viridiplantae; Streptophyta; Magnoliopsida; Rosales; Rosaceae.
GCUUUGAGAGUAGGCUUAAUUUGUAAGCCAAAUUUAGAUAAAUCAAAAUUUCUCUCUCUCUCUCUCUCUCUCUCUCUCUAUCUCACCGUUUUCGCUUUCUUCUUUACUCCCUUCACGCGUUUUCUUCUUUCUUCUCUCUCCUUUCCUUUUCUUUCUUCUCUCUCUUUUCUUGUUCUUCUUUCUCUCCACCAUUUUUUGUCUUUCUCUUUCUUUCCUUUUGUCUUUCUCUAUUCGUUUCUCUUUUGUUUUAUUAAAUCUCUAUUUCUCUCUUCUUCUUUUUUCAUGUGUUUCUCUGUCUACACAUAUGGUUUUAUGUGGUGAAGAUGUUAUGAGCUGAUGUUGAAUAGGCGGUUUGAUCAUCUUGAGCUUGUGGGUGUUUUGGUGGAGGACCCGACUGUAGUCUGAAUCACAUAGGUGUCAAAAAAAAAAAAAUUUAGCCCACCCUGUAAAAAAAUCGUGGGUCUGCCGUUGUAACCAAGGUGAAAUAUGUCUACAGGCUUCCUAAUCCUAAAGCCUAAAAUUGGUGAUAACAAGAAAGCAUCUGAGGAUGCUAAAGUGAACAUCGAGCAGGAAAACAACAGCAGCUCGAACCCAGCAACGGGUUCCAAAAGCUGUGCUACUUCUAGGAACAAUAUUUGUCAGAAUGAAAUUACGGCAACCAAUGGCGCCACAGAUGUUGGGGUCUCCAACUUUCACAACUACGCCGUCGAAGGUCAAGGGGGCAGCGAAGGAACGAAGGGCUUCCCUGAACGCGGCGGUGGUUACAACAUUUUUGGCAAUAAAAUUAGUGCAGAUGGAGCCAGGGAAGUUGGGAUUCGCAACUUCGGCAACACCACACACGGCAUGCCUUUUACUACUGAGGAGGAUCAUGGAGAAGAAGCAGAAGGCGGCUCCAGUCCACCAAAGCCACAAGGGGGGCCCACCAGCUAACUCAUCAUCGAUCACAUGGUUUGGUUCAGUGAAGUGGGGCCCAAUCUCCAAGGAGCAAGAAGAUGAGGUUGAGUGGGUGAGGGCGCAGUUAUCAGAGACUGAGCGUGAGUGCGGGAACUUAGUCACGCAGAAGAAUUUGUUUGAGUCCGGACUGCUGCAAGGAAUGGCUGGGAUCAUAAGGGGGAGCACGAAAGUGGCCGUAGAUAUUGAUGAGGCCGAGAUGCAGAAGCGGCUGAGGGAGUCUCGGGCCAAGAAAGCUGAGAAGAGUGCUGGAAAACGACCCAGAGAUGAUGAUGAGGGUCGGGUUGCGGACGUGCUGGGCAAGAGGAAAGCCUUAGAGGAGGCGCAUCAGCAUGUGAUGGGGUCGGGGCCGAGACUUCCGCCCUUUGAUCUGCAGGCACCGCCGAAGCUACCCUUCGGCAUGGAGGAUGUGUUUGCUGAAGGGGUAGAGAAGGUUGACUUCGGCAGGCUUCGCCAGCAGAAGAAGGAGGUCAACCUGGCUAUGCACCGGCAGGAGGUGCCCUUGGUGAACGUCUUCUUGGAAGGCGUGAAGAGCGACCCUGAGGCUUUGGCAAAGACUCCAGCUUCUUCCUUCAUAGACCGGGCCCAAAAGACGAUCCUCACCUCUGCCUAUGCCUUUGGCGAGAUGUACGUCAGCAUGGCCAAGGCUGACAAGGAGAUCCAGAGGCUGAAGAGGCGGGAUGAGCUGGCCAAGAGCAAAAUGGCGGAGGCGCAGGAGGCCAUCCGAGAGAAGAACGCCUUGCUGGUGCAAAAGGCGGCCCUGGCCAAGGAGGUGGAGGAGCUGAAGAGGUCGAAGGCCGAGGAGGUGGCUGCUGCCCGAGUCGAGGCGAUCGAGUCCUUCCGAUCCUCAGAGGAGCUGAAGAGCUAUAUCAUGGACCGACUGGUUGAUGAGCAGCUUCGCUGGGAAGAUAGGUUGGUUAGGUUCAACCCCUCGGUGGAGAUUAACUUUGACACCAGUGGCGAGCCUCCUGCACAGACCCCUCCUGCUGAUGCUAGCGCCCCAACACCUGAGGCAGAGCCGGCUACUGAGGAUGCCCCUUCGACCGAGUCUUGAAGGCGUUGCCUUCG